UGGUCAUUUGACACAUGCGCAGGAAGGAUGUUUGCUAAUUCUGCUACAUUGGGGAAUCUUUGUUGAAGUUUAGCUCUCGCGUUUUGAUGGGUUAACCUCUUAACGAGAGUUUUUUUCGUUAUCUUUUUAAAUGAUCACGUUACAGGUGUUAUAAUUACACUCGUGAUGAUUUCCGGUGGGUUUAUAAUCGAUUCGCUGCCGGAUAGCCUGAGCUGAUAUGGCUGUUGCUGGAGCGGCUCCUCAGAUUUGCUUUUCCCCAGACAGAUGCUUCUCAGCGUGAUCCACAAGCUGGCUUUCCUCUGACUUAUCUCUCAUCGGUGGUGCCAAGAGCCGACACAGAGCUGCCAAACUUACGAAGACAAAAUGCACGAGAGCCAAGCGGGGCAAAGCAGAUCUGCUGCUUCACUGAUACACAGAGGACAGAAAACGUCGGCUACUAGCAGUUAUGAAUCGAUGGCAAUGAGACUGACCAAGGAGUAAUUCAGAGCUUGUUCUGCUGCCAAUCGUUGUGCGCGUGUCAACUAUGGAGACCACUCAGGUGACUUUGGCGGUCAGAGGAGAGACAUCUCCAGGUGAGGUGAUUGCUGUUGUUGGUAGCUGUGAAGAACUGGGAAACUGGAGCCAUCAGAAAGCUGUGACUUUACAGCCAGUUGGUGAUGAUGGAUGUACCUGGACUGCAACAGUCACCGUACCUAAAGGUGUUGUUGCCAAGUAUCGCUACUUCAAAGGCUUCUUUCUGGAGUCUAAGAGUGCAGGUGGCCCCUGUCAAGUGAUAGUCAAUAUGUGGGAGACCCAUCAUCAGCCUCGCACGAUGAGCCCCACAGCACCACACCAGAAUAUUGAUGAUGGACAAUUUGGCGUUCACAAUGGGGUGAAUUGUGUUGACUCUGGGUGGCUGACAUGCCAAACAGAAAUUCGCCUGCGUCUGCACUAUUCUAAGAUGCCUCCGGUGUCCAUCACGAAGAAGAAAUUCAAGAAGUCUCGCUUCAGGAUCAAGCUGACAUUAGAGGGCAUCGAGGAAGAGGAGGAUGAUGAUGAGGAGGAGGAGGAGCUCAGUCCAUCAACCUGCCACAAAAUGACCCCCACUCUGGAGAUCAGUCUGAUCAAUGCCAACGGCUACAAGUCACGUCACUCACAGCCUGAAUGUGGCUACGCUCUGGAGCCGUCCCAGUGGACUGAUUACAGCAUCCACACCAUGGACCCCGACAACCUGGAGCUCACCUUUGAGUUCUUUGAGGAGGAUCUGAGUGAGCAUGAAGUCCAGGGUGAUGCCCACCCAGGACAUGCAGGCACCGCCUGCCUCCUCUCUUCCUCAUUUUUGGAGAGUGGCAAAGACAUUGGAGUAGUUACACUUCCCAUAAUGGGACGAAACUCCAGACAGACCAUCGGGAAAGUAAGAGUGGAUUACCUGGUAAUUCGACCCAUCCAGGGGCUGCAGUGCAACAUGAGCUCGUCGUUCACCAAAUACUGGAAGAAAAGAAGCACUCUGAGUGUGGGUCACCGUGGAGCCGGCAGCUCACAUGCAGCCAAGCAUCACAGAGUCAGAGAGAACACAAUAGCCUCCUUCAAAAGUGCUGCUAAACAUGGUGCAGCCUUUGUGGAGUUUGACGUUCACCUCUCCAAGGACGCUGUUCCUAUCGUUUACCAUGAUCUGACCUGCUGCAUAUCCACCAAGAAGAAAAAUGACAUGAAUGUGGAGCUUAUUGAAGUGCCAGUGAAAGACCUGACAUUUGACCAGCUGCAGCUUUUGAAGCUGGCUCAUCCCGCUGCCAUGAAAGGAAGUGAUCACAAAGAUCUGCUGGACGAUGAAGAUGAAAUCGAUGAGCAUCAGCCGUUUCCCUCUCUCUCACAGAUAUUUCAAGCUAUUCCUGAACAUGUUGGCUUCAACAUUGAGCUCAAAUGGAUCUCCCAGAUGAAGGAUGGAUCAUGGGACGGAAACUUGUCAAGCUACUUCAACAUGAACACCUUCCUCGACAUUGUUCUGUCCUGCGUUCUGCAAAAAGGUGGAAAAAGACGGAUUGUGUUCUCCUGCUUUGACCCAGAUGUCUGCACCAUGGUGCGUCGUAAGCAGAACAAGUACCCCAUCCUCUUCCUGACUCAGGGAGUAACAGACCGGUAUCCGGAGCUGAUGGACAUCCGCUGCCAGACAACUCAGAUCGCCAUCAGUUUUGCGCAGAGUGAAAAUAUUCUGGGAAUCAGCGCCCACACCGAGGAGCUGUUAAAGAACCUGAACUACAUCGGGGACGCCCAGGCUAAAGGUCUGGUGGUGUUCUGCUGGGGAGACGACAACAAUGAUCACGAGACCAGGAGGAAGCUGAGGCAGCAAGGAAUAGACGGGCUCAUCUAUGAUAGCAUCUGUGAAGAACAAGGAGAGCAACCAAACAUCUUCCAGGUAGAGGCGCAACACUCCCUGCAGGAGGUCAUUACAGAGGAGACCCUGAACAGCUCCACCUGUUCCUGCUACUCCAUCCCCUGCUCCAUGGCGCCCUGCACGGCCUCCAAACCAUGUGUUGGAAGCGUGGAGUCUGAUUCUGGCCUCAGCUCCUCCUAAACACCUCUGAGCCGUUCAACACACCUUAUUGUUCACACUUGUACUCACUCAAGAGGACCACGGUGGGAACGCGGGUUUAAGCUCACAAAACAUUUCGCGUGUCUUUAAUCUUUCACAAAUAGUCACCGGGGUAAACACCACUUUACCCAUCUCCGCUCCACAUUUCGUCUUGUGUCAUCAGCAGUUUUACUAUGUAGGCUUUCUAUUGAAACAUGGAAGUUCAGCCAAAAUCUGACUUUUUUAUUUAUUUUUUGGUCUGACAGACGGCAGAUUGUUUCGGGACCAGAACAGUCUGAUCUUUAUUAUCAGGAAACCAUGUUAAAUAAGGAAGUUAAAUACUUCAGUUAAUAUUUAUUUAGCCAAUAAAUUUCAUUUCCUCAUCGUGUAAGUGCUAAAAAUGUCCUGCUUGUGAUAUUUUACGGGUGGUGAAUUAUGAUGAUGCAGGGCGAUGCUGUUAUUUCUCAGUUUCUGCUGGUGUGUUUGAUUCAGUGCAUGAAGCCAUUACCUGAAGCGUUAUUUUCAUGGUCUCAAAUUUGGCCAUGUUUCCUACCAGUCACAAUCAGCUGCAUUUGGAUGAGGGUGCAGGUUGCCAUUAACAAGAACUCGCUCCUUGGUGGUUUUUAUAUAACCUGUAUGACUGUUUUAGUUGCUCCCAUUUUUCAUGUCUUUAAACUCCUACUUUUUGACUUGGUGAUUAAUAAGAGGUGCAAUCAAAAGAUAUGGUGACUGUUUAACAAAAAAAAAACUAACCACACUCUGAGGUUACAGCACAACCGGAUCAACCACAUGACAUCGUGGUACAGUUCAGGUUAACGGCGAAUGUUGUCCUCAGACGCCUUUUAAAGUGGAGUUCGGUAUGAUUCAUGGUGCACAACUACGCACAGAAAAAUUUAAGCAAUGCACAUGCUCCUUGUGUCUUUCAUUGCAAAGACUCGUGUUUUUAAAACAAAAAUAUAUGUAAAACAAACCCCAAUGUUGUAAUGCAACGUGAUCCACACUCACAGAAGCUCCUGUUAGCAUUAUUGCACAUUCUCACACAGUUUCCGAACUUCUUGAUUGCUCCUUGCUGCUGUUGGUGUAAAUUGCGCUCUGCAUACUGUAUGUACUGUAGCCUUAACUCUAAGAAAGCAGAAUGUUUUGUUAGCGAACACACUUGCCACAGCCUUAAUUGGAAUACAAUCACAUCUUUCUGUUUCUGGCCUUUAGCUUCAGCAUCACUGGUACCUCACUCAUCAUCCAUCACAAUGGAGCUGGGCUCAGAUGUGUGUACUUCUAUACCACCUUCACAAUACUCCAUACUGCGCGACAGAUUAUUUUCUGUCCCCAGAUACCCUUGAAUCCAUUUACAUGAUGCUGAUUGUAAAUAGCUGUCUCUGCACAAUCUGUCACCUACAAACUAGUGAUUAAUGCAUGUAUAUCUGUAUGAUAAAACAAAAAGGAAGAAUUAAUGAAUUUAAUGUGGACCAUGAACUGCCACUUGUAAUGUAAAUAAAACUUAUGUUUGCUUA
This is a messenger RNA of Acanthochromis polyacanthus (spiny chromis), 4059 nucleotides long. It is a transcript of the gene gpcpd1, whose product is annotated as glycerophosphocholine phosphodiesterase 1. Gene Ontology annotation, biological process: glycerophospholipid catabolic process. Gene Ontology annotation, molecular function: glycerophosphocholine phosphodiesterase activity; starch binding. The record is from RefSeq and is a predicted model, not a curated record. The coding region runs from base 524 to 2551 and encodes 675 amino acids. The transcript has 21 exons. NCBI's taxonomy places the organism in Eukaryota, Metazoa, Chordata, Actinopteri, Pomacentridae.